AUGUCAUAUAGUAUAUAUGGACAAAACGUGAUGGUAUUACAAUUGGUGAUGGGAAAAAGAUGCGAAGUUAUCUCGCAAAUAAAUUUCCAACUUGGUGAUAAGCUUAGAAUGGCGACUGAGAUAACUAGAGGUUUAAUGUGUUUACACGCGGAACAAAUCAUUCACAGAGAUCUGGAGCUACAGAUUUUGGGCUACCAGCGUUCAUUGAACCAAAAUGUUUUAUCAUCAGACAUAUAUGGACUUGAUAAUCUAUUUUGGGAGGCUUCUAUAAUAAUUUUCGGAAUUUCCUUCCUAAUACUUGAAAAUAAAAGAAAAAGUCCAGUCGAAAGAACGCCGGCGACAUAUGUUAAACUGUAUCAACGAUGUUUGGAUAAUGAAGCUGGCAAAAGACCGAACAUUGAAGAGGCUUCUUAA
This is a messenger RNA of Funneliformis mosseae, 414 nucleotides long. The record is from the annotation of a GenBank genome assembly. Lineage: Eukaryota; Fungi; Glomeromycota; Glomeromycetes; Glomerales; Glomeraceae.